AUGCCAACCUUUCAAGAGAUAGCAGCAGCUUCAGUGCAGUCGCGAAGCCGCAUUCGUCAUCACGUCUACCAAACACCUCUCAUCCCUGCCAAGAAGGUCGGCCGCGAUCUCAAAGCCAAUGUCCUGUUCAAAGCUGAGAACUUCCAGCUCACGGGAUCUUUCAAAGUCCGAGGCGCCAUGUCCAAACUUUCAGCAGCAGGGCAAGGUCGAUUGAUCACUGCUUCAUCUGGCAACCACGGCAUCGGCUGUGCUUUGGCAUCGCAGACUCUAUCCAAGGAUCUCACUGUUGUCCUUCCCGAGAUUGUCAUUCCCGCCAAGCUCAAUGCUAUCAAGUCGUAUGGCGUCGAAGUGAUUCUGCAUGGCGCUGAGGCUGGUCUCUCGGAGCAACACGCCCAGCAGCUUGCAGCAUCGGGUGAUUAUACUUACGUAUCGCCAUAUAACGACCCUGAUAUCAUUGCUGGUCAGGGUACGAUUGGCCUUGAACUUCUUGAGCAGUGUGACCAUAUCGAUAACAUCUUCAUCUCCCUGGGCGGCGGAGGUCUUAUCAGUGGCAUCGGAUCCGUCCUCAAGGCAAACAAUCCAAGCAUCAAAGUCUUUGGUGUUUCAGCGGUCAACUCAAAAGCACUAGCUGAGUCGAUGGCCGCAGGACACGUUGUCGAAACGGAACAUCUUCCCACUUUGGCCGAGGCUGUUGCCGGUGGCAUCGAUGAGAACACCAUAACACUUGGACUGGCAAAUGCAGUUGUUGAUGAACUUAUUGACUGUAGUGAGGACGAUAUCAAGGAAGCAUUGAAGGAGCUUGCUUGGUCCGAGAGUAUGAUUGUUGAAGGUUCCGCAGCUUUGGCUCUUGCUGGCUUCAACAAGGUCGCAUUAAAACUAGCCGGGCAAACAAGUGUUGUGCUCCUCUGCGGGUCGAAUUACGAUCAAUCCGCAAUCGCCAAGAUAAUCUCUUCGCCAUAA
Molecule: messenger RNA, 960 nt
Organism: Fusarium fujikuroi IMI 58289
Lineage: Eukaryota; Fungi; Ascomycota; Sordariomycetes; Hypocreales; Nectriaceae
Product: SRY1-Not a Serine Racemase of Yeast, threo-3-hydroxyaspartate ammonia-lyase activity
Exons: 1
Coding region: 1-960 (319 amino acids)
Biological process (GO): L-threonine catabolic process; L-serine catabolic process
Molecular function (GO): L-serine ammonia-lyase activity; threonine deaminase activity
Source: RefSeq, a predicted model, not a curated record